GGACGGAGGCACUCCCCGCCCAUUUACACUGUCUUGACCAAACGUCUUUUAAUACAAAAAUGUCGUGUCCUCAAAUUUUCUCAGAGUCGAAUAAUUUUUUCCCUCUCUUUCCCUCUGUUUUUAGCCGAGCCCGGAUACCUGCUGCAGCUGGACUUCCGGGAGUCGUUCCACAUCGAGCCCUCGGAGGGAUGCCGGUUCGACUUCCUCGAGGUGCGCGACGGCGCGCACGGCUACUCGACGCUGCGCGGCGUGUUCUGCGGGCAGACCUUCCCGCCCAUCCUCACGUCCUCGGACCGCUACUUCUGGCUGCGCUUCCACUCGGACGAGAACAUCGAGUACGGCGGCUUUAAGGCCGUCUACCGCACCGUGCCGCGCCCCACCUCAGGCGUCGUCCCGCCGCCGAUGGAGAUGUGCAGCUUCAACAUGUCGGACAUGUCGCAGGGGUACGUCAACAGGUCGGACAUUGACAAGUACGAGCCGGAGCGCGUGAGCAUCGCCAUCGAGCACAAGAUGGCCAUCGACUGUAUGUGGAUCAUCACGGUGGAGGUGGGCUGGAAGAUCCACCUCAACUUCCUCAACUUCAAGCUGGAGAAGCCCAACGACUGCGAGUCCAACUUCGUGGACGUGUUCUCCACGCGGACCGACAUACCGUCGCGCCUCAAGAACUUCUGCGGCUCCAUCGCCGACGCCGUCACCUCGGAAAGCAACAUCCUGCACAUACGCUUCUUCGCCGACUACAACGCUAAGAACAGCACCUUCGACUCGCUCUUCACCGCCUUCCGGGAUCGCGGGCCGCAAGGUUCCUGCGACGACAAGGGCGACCAGAAGACGGAGUACGACUGCGAAGACAACACGUGCAUACGGCACGAGCUCAAGUGCAACGGCGUGCACAACUGCCGCUUCAAGUGGGACGAGGAGGACUGCAAGCUCAAGCCGGGCUCCUUCUUGAGCAUCAUCAGCAACUCGGAGCAGCUCAUCAUCAUCAUGAUCAUCUUCUGCCUGCUCGUGUUCGGCAUGUGUUUCGCCUUCGUGUACAACUGCGUCGGCAAGCUUCUCAGGGACCACCGCAUCAUCCAGGAACACAUGCGGCAGUCGCGCGAGGACCGGCUGGACGAGAUGGGUCGCAAGUCGCCCUCCAUGAGCCACUCGGUGCGCCACUGCUCGCAGCACUCGAGCGAGCACGACCACCACGGCCACGACCACGACGAGCUGAGCUCCGAGAACACGCCCACGGCCAGGAGGCAUCACCAGGACUGCUACCUCGCAGGUACUGACGACGCCAUGCUGCCGAUGCUGGUGUCGCGAGGGUCGCUGCCGGCGCCGCCCUCCAACGGCGACGCCAUCUUCGUGCGGACGUGCGCGGCGGGCAGCAGCGGCGGCCUGCACCGUGCCGCCGACCUGGACGACGACGUCGUGGACCUGUCGCCGCCGCUGCCGCCAUCCGCCGCGCACUCCAUGCAGCUGCCGGAGAUGAGGGACAUGGAGUGCCAGACGCGCGAGAGCCUGUUCCACAACCACAGCAGCAGCCUGAGCAACCACAACGACCCGUCCAGGUCCAACUCGGAGCGCAGCUGCACGCCCCCGCCGCCGCCGCCGCCCACCAUCUCGCGCCUGGUCAACAUGAAGAACAGCCGCAACAACGGGCCGAGGCCCACGCCCUUCAGCACGUUCGGCUACGUGGACGACGGCCUGGGGCCGGCGGCCACCCUGUCCCGGCGGGGGCCGCCGCCCGCACCCGGCUCCCACCACCACCACCAUCACCACCACCACCACGAGGACCCCAUGCGCUUCCGGGCCGAGGCCGUCAUCGAGAUGGACCAAAAGAGCAGCAGCUCGUCAUCGGCUGGGGGAGGUGGUGGUGGUGGCGGCGGCGGUGGAGGUGGCGGAGGACCUCCUGGGGCGGGGUCCGAGCGGCCCUUCAGCAUGGACUCGACCAAGUCAGCCCCCGACGUGAUCGUCACCCACUGACGACGGUGCACUGCCGUGUGGGAAUCGGCCCGCAGGGGGCUCCCCCGGCAAGACGAGGACGUGAUCGUGCACCUCGAGGACCUGAGUGACUCUGAGCCCGGUGCGCCCGGUCAGUCGGGGUCGCCGCCGGCCCUGGGGCCCCCGGCUGAGUUCUGUGACUCCGCGGCCUGUGGCUCCGCGUCAUGACAUUAGCCGUCUCCUCAGCACGAGGAGCCCGCCGAAUCCAGGGGACCAGGGUAUCGCGCGCCUGUGCCCGUGUCGGCUGGGCUGGGCACGGUUUGUACGAGCUGAACGCCUUUUGUCUUGCCUGCUUGGGCCGCCUGCGGCUGCACGCGGGCUGUUGAGACUGCAAGACUGGCCCGUAAAGCCACAUGUGCGUCGUGAAGUGUGCUGCCCAUGGACAUGAGACGAGCCAGGGGUCGCCCCGAGUCUGCAGCCCAGGGUAGGACUGAAACAAGCGCAUUGCAGAUGCACGAGUAAGGGAGGACGUCAUUUCAGCAUUUGGAACGAACGCCAUUUGACUGGCAGUGGCUUGUUUUGCUUUCCUUAGUAAUGGUGUACUCCCUUACUCAGUGUUUCUAUUGUUUUGUAAAGUUGUAUAGCUGUGGUCAAUUUUGUUACCAAAGAUAAAGUUGUUAUUGUUCACAUCAUUCUCCAGAAUUGCAGAGUUGAGUUGAAUGCCUGGUACGUUCUAUUCAACUUCGAGAAGAUAUAUAGAGGCCAGUAGUUGAUGCACUUCUAUUUCAAUCAAAAAUAAACACGUUUCUUACAUGACCUUUUUUUACUGUGAGGAAUUAAGAUACUGCUACCCUGUUGAGGAAGAAAUUCUUCUAACAAUAUAACAUUAUUCUAUGGUGCUGUCUUUUUUUUGUUUCGUUGCCCUAUUUGAUUUUAAUUUUAAAUCUUCUCUGGAGAAUUGUGAAGACAAUCUAAGAAAACUGUGAUCAUCUGCGAGAAAGUUUCGCUUUUG
Messenger RNA from Frankliniella occidentalis (western flower thrips), 2938 nucleotides. RefSeq lists its product as uncharacterized. The annotation marks the transcript as partial. The record is from RefSeq and is a predicted model, not a curated record. NCBI's taxonomy places the organism in Eukaryota, Metazoa, Arthropoda, Insecta, Thysanoptera, Thripidae. Gene Ontology annotation, molecular function: protein binding. The transcript has 6 exons.